Molecule: messenger RNA, 1256 nt
Organism: Jatropha curcas
Lineage: Eukaryota; Viridiplantae; Streptophyta; Magnoliopsida; Malpighiales; Euphorbiaceae
Gene: APG10
Product: Aldolase-type TIM barrel family protein
Biological process (GO): L-histidine biosynthetic process; L-tryptophan biosynthetic process
Cellular component (GO): cytoplasm
Molecular function (GO): 1-(5-phosphoribosyl)-5-[(5-phosphoribosylamino)methylideneamino]imidazole-4-carboxamide isomerase activity
Source: RefSeq, a predicted model, not a curated record
UCAGAGAUUUUCUGUUUAAUAACCUUCAGAGCCCUCUUUCUCUUCUCUCUUCAUCAUCCCUGUGGAAUUAAGCAAUUAUGAGAACUUGCCGCCUCCACGGAAAUCUGCACUAUACAGCAGCAUUUCCCGGUUUCCGAAAGCAAAACAAGUCUAUUGCACCACUGCCCUUCCAUGUCUACAGAUCUUCGCGCUUGUCCAUACAGUGUGCUGUUCGCUUCCGCCCUUGCAUCGACAUACACAAGGGAAAAGUGAAGCAAAUUGUUGGGUCUACUCUUCGGGAUUUAAAAGAUGAUGGAUCUAUUCUUGUAACAAACUUUGAAUCAGACAAAUCUGCCGCAGAGUUUGCCAAUUUAUACAAAGAAGAUGAGCUUACUGGUGGUCAUGUAAUCAUGCUUGGUGCUGAUCCUUUAAGCAAAACUGCUGCUAUUGAAGCACUACAUGCCUAUCCUGGCGGCUUGCAAGUUGGAGGCGGUAUAAAUUCAGACAAUUGUUUAAGUUACGUCAAAGAAGGAGCCAGCCAUGUCAUUGUCACUUCAUAUGUUUUCAACAAUGGUCAAAUGGACCUGGAAAGACUAAAAGAUCUUGUCAGUAUUGUUGGAAAGCGAAGGCUGGUGCUGGACCUUAGCUGCAGAAAGAAGGAAGGUAGAUAUGCAAUUGUAACUGAUAGAUGGCAAAAGUUCAGUGAUGUCUAUCUUGCUGAGGAAGUAUUACAAUUUCUUGCCAACUAUGCGGAUGAGUUUUUGGUUCACGGUGUUGAUGUUGAAGGGAAAAAGCUGGGAAUUGAUGAAGAGCUUGUGGCAUUGCUUGGCAGGUACUCUCCGAUUCCGGUGACCUAUGCUGGUGGCGUGACUGUAAUGAAUGAUUUAGAGAGGAUAAAGACUGCAGGACAGGGACGUGUAGAUGUUACUGUGGGUAGUGCUCUUGAUAUCUUUGGAGGCAACUUACCCUACAAGGAUGUUGUUGCUUGGCAUAUCCAGCAAGAGUCCUUGACGGUGUAGUUCCUCAAAUGUUUCAUUUGCAUGUUUAUCAUCAAGCAAGAGGAAAAGGGUUCUAUUUCAUUUUUUAUUUCGUAAUUGCUUAGAUUUUUAUACUCGUUGCCUGUAUGGAGGAUUGUGUCUUAUACUGUCUUGUUAUACGUUUUUAUUGAAACCUUUUGGCUACUGAAUUUUGUUGGGGGAUAGAAAGAUUUGCUUUGGCCUGAUGGAAGAACUGAAAAUUUGCUACUGAAUUAAAAUUUACAAUCGUAUUUCAUUACA